Messenger RNA from Arabidopsis thaliana (thale cress), 2725 nucleotides. Its product is annotated as Leucine-rich repeat protein kinase family protein. Gene Ontology annotation, molecular function: protein serine/threonine kinase activity; ATP binding; protein serine kinase activity. The record is from RefSeq and is marked reviewed. Gene Ontology annotation, cellular component: plasma membrane. NCBI's taxonomy places the organism in Eukaryota, Viridiplantae, Streptophyta, Magnoliopsida, Brassicales, Brassicaceae. The coding region runs from base 1 to 2670 and encodes 889 amino acids. The transcript has 13 exons.
AUGGAGUUUCCCCAUUCGGUUUUGUUGGUCGUACUAAUUAUUGCAACUUUCGCUAUUUCUAACCUUGUUCAAGCUGAAGAAGAUCAAGAAGGGUUCAUCAGUUUGGAUUGCGGUUUACCCCCAAAUGAAGUGUCACCAUAUAUCGAGCCGUUUACUGGACUACGGUUUUCAUCAGACUCAAGCUUUAUUCAAAGUGGAAAAAUCGGUAAAGUUGAUAAAAGUUUUGAGGCCACGACUCUAAAGUCAUACAUGACGUUGAGAUACUUUCCAGAUGGAAAACGCAAUUGUUACAAUCUUAUUGUGAAGCAAGGGAAAACUUAUAUGAUUAGAGCUACAGCUCUAUAUGGAAAUUAUGACGGUCUUAAUAUUAGUCCUAAGUUUGAUUUAUACAUUGGCGCUAACUUCUGGACAACACUAGACGCGGGAGAAUAUUUAUCUGGCGUGGUUGAGGAGGUCAAUUACAUCCCAAGAUCAAAUUCUUUAGACGUGUGUCUUGUUAAAACAGACACGUCGACGCCAUUCUUAUCACUCUUGGAACUAAGGCCUCUAGAUAAUGAUUCUUACCUCACUGGUUCGGGUUCCUUGAAAACUUUCAGGCGGUACUAUCUUAGUAAUUCAGAAUCCGUUAUCGCGUAUCCAGAAGACGUCAAGGACAGAAUAUGGGAACCAACCUUUGAUUCAGAAUGGAAGCAGAUUUGGACCACUCUCAAACCGAACAACUCCAAUGGUUAUCUUGUGCCGAAGAAUGUGCUUAUGACCGCAGCAAUACCUGCAAAUGAUAGUGCACCGUUUAGAUUUACCGAGGAGCUCGAUUCUCCUACUGACGAACUUUACGUGUACCUCCACUUCUCUGAGGUUCAGUCACUACAGGCCAAUGAAUCUAGAGAGUUUGACAUUUUAUGGAGUGGAGAAGUUGCGUACGAAGCUUUUAUCCCUGAAUAUCUGAAUAUCACGACAAUUCAAACCAAUACUCCAGUUACUUGCCCAGGAGGAAAAUGCAACUUAGAGCUAAAAAGAACUAAAAACUCUACUCACCCACCUCUUAUCAAUGCCAUCGAGUUUUACACGGUGGUAAAUUUUCCACAGUUGGAAACAAAUGAAACUGAUGUUGUUGCUAUCAAAGAUAUCAAAGCAACCUAUGAAUUGAAUAGAAUCACAUGGCAAGGAGAUCCAUGCGUCCCACAAAAGUUUAUCUGGGAGGGUCUGGAUUGCAACAGCAAAGAUGCAUUAACACUACCAAGAAUCACUUCAUUGAACUUGUCUUCAACCGGCUUAACCGGAAAUAUUGCAGCUGGAAUUCAAAAUCUUACCCACCUUGACAAAUUGGAUUUGUCAAAUAACAAUUUGACCGGAGGAGUUCCUGAAUUUCUAGCUAGUAUGAAGUCUCUGUCAUUCAUAAACUUGAGCAAGAACAAUCUGAAUGGUUCAAUCCCACAAGCUCUUCUUAAAAGAGAAAAGGAUGGACUGAAGUUAUCUGUUGAUGAACAGAUUCGGUGUUUUCCUGGUUCAUGUGUCAUCACUAAGAAGAAAUUCCCAGUAAUGAUUGUUGCAUUAGUAUCUUCGGCUGUGGUGGUCAUUCUAGUGGUACUAGUUCUCAUUUUUGUAUUUAAGAAGAAAAAGCCAUCAAAUUUGGAAGAUCUACCACCGUCAUCAAAUACGCCGCGUGAAAACAUUACAUCUACCAGUAUAUCUGAUACAUCGAUUGAGACAAAAAGAAAAAGAUUCAGUUACUCAGAGGUUAUGGAAAUGACAAAGAACUUGCAAAGACCACUUGGCGAAGGAGGUUUUGGAGUCGUUUAUCAUGGUGAUAUAAAUGGUUCAUCACAACAAGUAGCCGUUAAACUACUUUCCCAAUCAUCAACACAAGGCUAUAAAGAGUUUAAAGCUGAGGUCGAACUUUUGUUGAGAGUUCACCACAUAAACUUGGUAAGCCUUGUAGGGUAUUGUGAUGAACGAGAUCACUUGGCUCUCAUCUAUGAAUACAUGUCGAAUAAAGACUUAAAACAUCAUUUGUCAGGAAAACACGGUGGCUCUGUUUUAAAGUGGAAUACCCGACUACAAAUAGCCGUCGAUGCCGCACUAGGACUGGAAUACUUACAUAUUGGAUGUCGACCAUCGAUGGUGCAUAGAGAUGUCAAAAGUACAAAUAUAUUGUUGGACGAUCAAUUUACUGCUAAAAUGGCGGAUUUCGGGCUGUCAAGAUCUUUCCAACUCGGAGAUGAAUCUCAGGUUUCAACCGUUGUUGCUGGUACUCCUGGAUAUCUUGACCCCGAAUAUUACAGAACAGGUCGGUUAGCUGAAAUGAGCGAUGUCUACAGUUUUGGAAUUGUGUUAUUGGAGAUAAUAACAAACCAACGUGUGAUUGACCCAGCCCGAGAAAAAUCUCACAUAACAGAAUGGACAGCAUUUAUGCUUAAUAGAGGAGAUAUUACAAGAAUCAUGGAUCCUAACCUUCAAGGAGAUUAUAACUCUCGUUCUGUCUGGAGAGCUCUUGAAUUAGCAAUGAUGUGCGCUAACCCUUCAUCAGAAAAACGACCGAGCAUGUCCCAAGUUGUUAUCGAGCUAAAAGAGUGUAUACGUUCUGAAAAUAAAACUCAAGGCAUGGAUUCUCAUAGUUCCUUUGAACAAAGCAUGAGUUUUGAUACCAAAGCUGUCCCUAGUGCAAGGUAGUAUUGGCAAAGAAGUCUUACUGCGUCGAUCAAUUUCUGAGUGUGGUAUUCUUCUU